This is a messenger RNA of Chelonus insularis, 1947 nucleotides long. RefSeq lists its product as uncharacterized. The coding region runs from base 32 to 1831 and encodes 599 amino acids. NCBI's taxonomy places the organism in Eukaryota, Metazoa, Arthropoda, Insecta, Hymenoptera, Braconidae. The record is from RefSeq and is a predicted model, not a curated record. The transcript is spliced from 2 exons.
UCCAUGAAUCAAAGUGGGUGAAGAAUUCAUCAUGAACAGAUCUCUCAAAGGAACUUUAUCGUUAAUUUUGCUUUUAACUGCAAUUUCUGGACAGUUAUGUCAAACUUAUCCAGAAACUAGUGCCAGUAAAAAUGAAGAAGUUGCUGAAGAAUUUCCUACUAAUGUUCAGACGCUAUCUCAAAUUGAAGAAGAAAACACAGAACAAAGUUCUGAAGGAGAUUUAAAGAGACAAAGCCGUAAAGUACCAUGUCCUUUUCACAAACUGAAAUCAGGUCUCAGUAAAGCAGCUGCCAUUCCUUGUGGAGCUGCUGCAGGAGCAGCAGCUGCUGCUGUAGCAGGAAAAUCAGUUGGAGGAAGUAUCAGUGGAACAUCAGUUGGAGAAGCAUCAGUUGGAAGUGGAUCUUUUGGAAGAUCAUCAUUUGGAGGAUCAAUUGGAGGCUCAGACACGACUGAAGUUGAAGGAGGGGUUCAUUUUGGUCUAACUGAUACUUUCGACAUAUUGAAUGAUAGAAUGUUAGAGAUGAGUGCAUCACUCCACGGUGCACUUAGUAGUAUGCAAGACCUUCUUGGUGCAAUGCCCACCAUGUUAGAACGUAUUCAAGCUGAGAUAAAAUCUAUAGAUGCUUCACCUAAACUGCGCUACGAUGUAGUACAAACAUGUGAUAAUUAUGCUCAAACAGAAAAAAGUGUUUCGGGCAUUAUCAAUCACAUUUAUAACUCUUUUAAACUUCCUUUUUCCAAAGGAGGACAAGUUCAAACCAGGGGUAAUUUUGAAAUUGGUAGCUGCUUAGACAAUAUCAAAGCCAACAUGAUGAACUUUCUUGCAACAAUUCGAUCGUGGUUUUCAUGUGAUAAGUUAUUCUCAUCUAAUAAAGGUAUUUCCAAACUGCAGUCUUACAUUCACAGUUUUCCAUCUAGUUCUCAAUGUAGUGUCUUGAAUGGCUUGGGAAGAUCAUCUGGUAGUUAUAUACUUGUUCCUCAUGGAAGUGGUGAAGGACAAUUUGGAGUUAGAGGUUCAGGAGGCCUCAGUUUUAAUAGUAAUAGUCAAAUCAACGAAGCUGUUAUUGGAAAACAAGUUCAAGAACUCAAUCAAAUAAUUAACCGCGUGAAAGAGUUGCCUGGUAUGAUUACUUCUUUAAUAGAAGAGGUGGAAGUUGGAGUAAACAAUCAAAUCCGUUUAGCUACUGCAUCACAGAGAACUUCACCGUACGUAAGAACUGUUCAAAUUGCUCCAGUAUAUCAUGUACCAAAUUAUCCACAAUUAAUAGGAUCAGAAAAUAUUAUGUCUGUAAGACCUUCUUUAUCGGGACAAGCAAAUAUUAAUAUUAAUCAGAAAAGUUCUAACAUCCCUACUUCUCAGUCUCAAUACUACAUAACAUCACCACAGCAAACUCUAAUAUCCGCACCUGUAGCUUGCUCUGGUCAGAGUAUAAUUGACAAUGUUUAUAGUAGAGUAUCUACUAGUCCUAUCAAGAAAAAUACAGAAGCUUAUCUUUUGAAUAGGUCAGUUGGAAAUAUUAAUUACGACCGAUCAGCUCUUGAUCUUCUGAAUAUCAGAGUUAAUCUUUCUAGAGAUACACUCUAUACUUUACUUAAAGGACAUACUCCUACUGCAGGAGAUAUUAUCAUAUUAAAUUUAACAGAUGAUAUAAUGAUGGUUGGAAGUCCUAGUGACGAUUUUAGUCUUGUUACAUUUACUUUUAUUUAUAGAGGCAUUUCUUCUAGAACAGCUCAUAAUAAUAAUGUAUUUGUAUGGAACGUUUCUGAAGAUGAUUUUUCAUGUAAUCCAAAUAUUUUUAAUGAUAUUGUGGCUCAUCUUGUUUAUGGUUAAUAAUAUGUUUAAUAUUUUUAGUAAAUUAUUUUAAAAACUUGUAUGUAAUAUUAUUAUAUUUAUUCAAUUAAUGACAAUAGAUGAUGUGUAAAUAAAAAAAUCAUAUGCACAAUAAA